AUGAUGUUCCGUGGAUUAGAUGAAAAGAAGAAUCUUCCAAUGCUAGCCGUAAAGGGGGAGCACAACCAGACUGGUAACACGUGGUACGCCGCGGCCAGUAUCUUAAGAAAAAGACUGCAGCAAGGCAGGUGGAGCAGCGUGCAGAUGAUGAUGCAGGUGAUGAUCACGUGGAAAAGGAACGUCUACGCGUUUCGUCUCUUAGCUGAGGCUUUAUCAAGACUCCAGAUCCUCCCCACUUAUGAGGCCUAUAUACCUAAAUGGGAGGCAUAA
Pelobates cultripes (western spadefoot toad) is the source of this 270-nucleotide messenger RNA. The record is from the annotation of a GenBank genome assembly. NCBI's taxonomy places the organism in Eukaryota, Metazoa, Chordata, Amphibia, Anura, Pelobatidae.